AGAGGGCUUUUGUCAGUUCUCUUAUCCCUCCAUAGUAAGUCUAGGUAGAUAGGAUCUAGGGAAUAAAGGAAAAUUUCUCCUUUUGAUGAAUGUGUGGUUAUCAGAACAAUAAAGAAGGCUUACAUCCUAUUUCUUUGUGGGUACCCGCACCAGUGUAGCUGUUCGUGAAAGCAGAGUUCAAUCUUUGCCUUUCUGGUAAAUUUAAACAAAGAUGGACCUUUCCUUGUACCUGGAUGGUCCCUCUUCAUGGUGUUACGAACCAACGUGAGGAGCCCACAUGCUUCCCCUGGGGAAAUGUCUGUGUCAGCCUGGAUACAGACCUAGUCCAAGAUGUGUACAGGUGUGGCUCCGAUUCCUAGCUGGUAACCUCUGUAUCAAGUGUCUGGUGAUGUGCUUUGGCUUGCUGCCCUAGUAUAAUGCAGCAUGCAGAGCAUCUUUCUGCAUACACCUCAGUGCUGGCAGUUUGUGUUCUUGCAAAGGACUUAUGUUUUCCUCCUACCUGCACCUGAAAUACCACCCUGAGAGCAAAGUUCCACACACCACUAUGGAAUAUUACGUGGCAAUGAGUGUAGUCUGCAUGAACUGCCUCUGUUUGACCUUGCCUAGUGCUUAGGGGCAAGGAAUUUACCCCCUUGAGGGCAGCUCCCUCAACAUAGUGCCCAAGUGGGCAUUCAGGCAGCUGUUCUGACCUUCGUGUUUAAAAUUUACAUUGUCAGGCAGGGGCAGGGGAAGGAGUUUGUUGAAUAUGGAGGCAGAGUUUUCUAGAUUAGUAUGUCUAAAUGUAGGAAACAUUUAAGUAACAAACCUCAUAUAUUGUGUUUCAAAAUAGUAUUUUUUAAAUGUAAAAUGUAAAAAGGAUUUUGUGUUAGAAAAUCGGGUCUGAAUGAUUCAUCCUUCAACUACAGGCUCACACAGUACAAGCAAAGAGGGAUGUAGACCUGGAGAACAAUAUUAAAUGAUUUAAUGAGAAGAAAGAAAAAUCCCUUUAGAAGCCAGACAGUUGCUUAUGUCAGUCAGGAGCUAGAUGAGGCAGUUUGAAGGCCUUAGGGAAGUUCGUGGGAAAAACCUGGAGCUGAAAGUAUGGAAGUAAUUUUCAAAGGUCUAGCUAGGGUGCGUGUAUCAAACAUGAAAAGAAAUGUUGGAGAAAUUCCAGUUUCGUCCACUGAAACAAGAUCCUUUUUUUUUCUGGAAGUGAUCUCCCAGGAGCCAAAAAAGAAGAGUGGAGUUCUGAGUAAGACAUGGGAUGUGCCAACAAAAGGCUGGUGGAAAGGCUAAUUCUGUCUCUUGGAAGAGUUGCAAGUAAUUACUUUUCAGAAGUCCCAAUCAGAUCUUAUUGCAAGCUUUCUCUUUUGAGAAGAACUUCAAGAAAUGAGUUUAAUGCAACUCGACAGAAAAGAGAUCCUGUAACAGCAGAGAUUCAAGCUGCCACUCCUUGGUCUCCCCUUCAUGAGGCCUUGACGCGGAGUCCCCCAGGAGGUUCAUGUCCUCAGGAGUGUCUUAAUGGAGCAGCCUGCACAGAGGCAGGUGACUGUGACUGUCAGUUAUUUCAGGCUCAAGGAAGCAGGUGCCAGAUUGUACCUAACACUGGUAAGGACCGAGAUGGAAUUUGCAAAUCAUGGGGACAGUAUCAUUUUGAAACAUUUGAUGGCAUCUACUACUACUUCCCAGGAAAUUGCUCCUAUAUUUUUGCAAAAGACUGCAAUACUCCAGAACCCCAGUACACUGUUUGGAUUCAUAACAGUCCUCACUGUUACGGUUCGGUAUAUACUUGUCAGAGGUCUGUCAGCUUGUUUUUUUUAAACCAAGAAGAAAUAAUUAUUUCAGGACAUGAAGUAAGAAAAGAUGGAAUCAGAUUAAUGUUACCUCAGACAGUUGGAAAUGCUUUCCUUGAGAGACUGGCUGACUAUAUUCUGGUGAAGACUACCUUUGGUUUUUCUCUUGCUUGGGAUGGAAACUCUGGCAUUUAUAUUAAGCUGACAGAAGAUCAUAAGGGAAAACCUUGUGGCCUCUGUGGGAAUUUUAAUGGCAACAAAUAUGAUGACCUGAUACUGCAAAAUAGUGAAUAUACAGAAGACAUUGCUGAAUUUGCAAAUAGCUGGGCUGUGCAAACCUCAGAUGAUGUAGCUUGUGUACCUACUGCCUCAGAUUUUUCCAGUCCUUGCUCAGCUGAUGCAGAAUCCACUGAGGACAUAUUCUUCAAGUGCCAAAUACUCCUACAGUUUCCUUUUCUCAGCUGCCAUGAAAGCAUAGAUCCAUAUUCUUAUAUUUCUAGUUGCAUGAACGAUCUUUGCAGAGUGGAUGAUGAUGAAACAUACUGCAGGGCGGUGACAGAGUACGCUAGAGCAUGCUCUCAUGCUGGGUCCCCGGUGCGGGACUGGAGAGAUGACUUUCCUGCCUGUACCGAUAAGUGUGAAGACAGCUUUGUACACCGUGACUGUAUCAGUUGUUGUCCACCAACCUGCACAUUUGAAAAAGAUUGUCUUGGCAGCAACCUACACUGCUUAGAUGGCUGUUACUGUCCAGAUGGUCUCAUUAUGGAAAAUGGAACUUGUAUCUCUGUAUCAAAUUGUCCUUGUGUUUAUCAUGGAACUGCCUUCCCUGUGGGCUCAAAAAUUGAACAAGAAUGUAGCGACUGUAUUUGUAUUGGUGGCAUUUGGAACUGCACUGAUCAUGAUUGCCCAGCUGAGUGCUCCAUCACAGGUAGCUCUCAUUUCACAACAUUUGAUGGACGUCAUUUUACCUUUCUUGGGAUUUGCCAGUACAUUUUGGUAAAAGGCACUGGGAAAAACAAAUUCACAAUCACUUUACAGAAAGAACCUUGUGGACAUAACUUUGACCAUGCCUGCAUUGAGUCUAUAACACUAGUUCUGGAAGAUGAUGUGAGCAAACAAGUAACUCUCACGAGAUACGGUCAAGUCCAAACUGGUCUUAACCAAGUUUUUAACCUUAAUGGAGCUAUUGAAAUUCAGAAUAUAUCUUCUUUGUUUGUUCAACUGAAAACUAGUUUUGGUUUGAAGAUACUGUUUGCUAAAGAUGGAGAGAGGAUCUAUGUUCAAGUUGAUGUCAGCUGGAAGAGAAGAACAUUAGGACUAUGUGGAACAUACAAUGGGAAUUUAAGAGAUGAUUUUCUUUCUCCAUCAGGGAUGAUAGAAGGGACCCCCCAACUUCAUGCCAAUGCAUGGAAGGUUUCCUCAGCUUGUUCUGUACCUAUCAAUAUUCCUGUGGUUGAUCCCUGCAACAUUAAUCAGCAAAAUGCUGGGUAUGCAUCUCACUGUGAUAUCAUCAAUCAAGAAGUUUUUGCUCCCUGCCAUGCCUACAUCAGUCCAGGACUAUACUACCAGCUAUGCCGCUUCGAUGCGUGCAAAUGUGGAAGCAGCUGUUUGUGUAAUGCUUUGGCACACUACGCCUACGUCUGUGGCAAGCAUGGGGUCGUCAUUGACUUCAGAUCUCACAUUUCUUACUGUGCUGUGAUGUGUCACAGGGGUAUGCUUUAUCAUCAGUGCUCUUCUUUUUGUAAACACUCAUGUGCUUCAUUUUCUAUGGUGAAUAUCUGUGGUGAUGACUGUGCAGAAGGAUGUAAUUGUCCUGAUGGGAAAUAUUUUGAAGAGUCAGUCAACUUUUGUGUAUCAAUAUCUGCCUGUCAUUGUCAUUACAAGGGCAAAGCCCUCCAGCCUGGAGAAAUCCUCCCUACGCCAACAGGCUCCUGUCAGUGUUUGAAUGGAACAGUGAAAUGCAUUGAAACCACUAUAGAAAAUAGAGUUCACAUAUGCCCUGAAGGAAAAAUCUACUAUGACUGCAGAUCUCCUGUGCCUGGAUUACCAGCAGCGGGUGCGAAUUGUGGGAUCUCUUGUGCAAACCUUGCCAUGAACUUCUCCUGUGUCCCCUCACCACCCUGUGCAAGUGGCUGCAUUUGUCCCCCUGGGAUGGCUGAACAUAGAGGGAAAUGUUACAUUCCUGACAGUUGUCCGUGUACCUGGAAAGACAGGGAAUUUCUGUCAGGAGAAGUGAUAGCUACACCAUGUUACACCUGUGUUUGUCGGAGAGGGAUCUUCAAUUGCACGAGUUACCCCUGUCCUGCUGUGUGCACUAUUUAUGGAGAUCGACAUUACUACACCUUUGACGGAUUGGAGUAUGAUUAUGUCAGUGACUGCCAAGCUUAUCUGCUAAAGAGCACAGAUAACUCAAAUAUAUCUAUAAUUGCUCAGAACAAAAAGUGCUUUGACAAUGAUAUUGUUUGCUCAAAGAAUGUUUUCAUCACUGUUGGAGACACUGAGAUUUAUUUUAGUGAACCUUCUGAGAAGCAGAAGACCUUAAGAGGACAGAAAAACAAAUCUAACUAUCAGCUUUGGAAGGCUGGAUAUUAUACUGUGAUACACUUUCCAGAACAGGACAUUACAAUUCUGUGGGAUAAGAAGACAAUGAUGCAUGUUAAAGUUGGACCUCGAUGGAAGGGUAAACUAGCGGGUUUGUGUGGAAAUUUUGACAAAUAUACUUCAAAUGAUCUGACUACAUCAAACAACAUGGAGGUGAGAAAUGCACAGGUGUUUGGAGACAGCUGGGUAUUAGGACAGUGCAAGAGCCCAAAUGAAACACUAAGACCAUGUGAAGUACAUCAGAGCAAGUUCCCUUAUGCCAAAAAGGAAUGCUCAAUUUUAUACAGUGAUGUUUUUGCACCUUGUCGCAACGUGAUUGAUGUGACUUCUUUUGUCAAAAAUUGCCACACAGAUACGUGCAACUGCAAUCUUGGUGGAGACUGUGAGUGCUUGUGUACCAGUAUUGCAGCUUAUGCCCACAAGUGCUGCCAGCAAGGAACAGCGAUUCACUGGCGAUCUCCUUCACUCUGUGCUUAUGACUGUGAAUAUUACAAUCAAGGUCUUGGUGAAGGACCCUAUAUUUUGGCAAGUUACAGAGAGAAUGGCACAAUUAUAGGAGCUAACGUAUCCAGUAGAAGGAUAUUUCCCCUGCCUAGAACCAGAGCAUAUGGAAAUGUAAUUUUCAGUUUCAUGAUAACGCCAGGUCUUUUCAAAGAUAAAGAUUUAUCUCUCUCUCUUGUUUCUCUUGAAUCUGCUGAAAGACCAAACUACUUUCUGUACGUACACAACAAUGAAACCAUUGGGUUGGAACAGUGGCAGACAAGUGCCUCCUUUCGAAGACGAGCUACCUUCUUCCACCACCAGGGCCUCUGGAGUCCAGGGCUCAGUGCCUUUGAAUUGCACAGUAAAAAAGGAUUUUUCAUCAUUCUCACAUCAUCUGGUGUUAAAGUGGCAAAGUACGAUGAUUCAGAAGAAUUCAAGCGUUUGAGUAGCUUUAGUAUUGAAGAACUCGAUGCAUCUGUGCCUUACAGAAGGAUGUGUGAAUGGCGAUAUGAAUCUUGUGCUAAUCCUUGUGUUAAAACAUGUAGCGACCCUGAAGGAACAGCAUGUAAAUUCCUUCCUCCGGUUGAAGGAUGCUUGCCAUACUGUCCCAAAAACAUGAUCCUUGAUGAGGUCACACUUAAAUGUGUUUAUCCAGAAGACUGCAUACCUGUGACACCUGCAGAAUCAGCAAUUGGAACAAAACCUUCAUUGUUACUCUCUCACAUGGAUGCUACCACAGAGAGAUUUCCUCAGACACCUCCUUUAUAUAUUACUCCAGGGACUGAGUCAACUCAUACCGGUGUGACAGCCAAAAUAACUGUGAAGGCAAAAACAACUUUAAGGGGAAUGAAUAUGUCAGCUCAGUCCAUUACAGACUUUUAUUCAUUGGAAGCAUCUAAUGCAGCCACCUAUUCAACAUAUUCAUUACCAAGCACAGUGGAGCCUUCUGCUGUACUUCACAGCACAGCCAGCCCUACUGUCCUUUCUAAACUCAUCUCUUCAACAAAUUUUCCAACUGCUCUUCAAGCCUCAGCAGUCACAUCACAUACUGUCAGUUCUACUGCAUCUAUAACUUUACCCAUUACAAUAGCAACUCCAACAACCCUGCUCAGUGCAAGUCCUAUUCCAGCACGUUCUGCGUUACUAACACCCACCUCCCUAGUGGUAGUUCCAUUUCCACUUGAAACAUCAACCACUCAGCUAGAAACUGUUCCUCUUACCUCAGCAUUAACAACUUUAACCUCCAAGCCAUCUUUUGUCACUUCUGAGCUGCCUGCAGGGAUUGGGAAGAGUAGGAGUCCUUCAGUAAGUCAUUCUAAAGGAGCAGCAGUAUCCUCUGAAGUGUCUUUGUCUGCUUUGAUGGCUGGCAGAGCAACUUUCACAAGACCUGUAUUGCUUCUAGGUUCACAGUUGACACUAAGCACAUCUACUUCUCCGAUACCUACUUUGCCUGUUAGAACUAGGUCUGGCAUUGGUCAAACUGAAGUUCACCCAACACCUGUUUCUGCACUGAUUUCAACUGCUCCUCAAAUUCCUAUGACUACUAGAUUUGGUAGCUUUGAGACAAGUUUUCCUCAAUUAAUCACAGUUUCAUAUUUUAAAACAGCAAAAUCCUUGUCUAAAACUUCCCUCAUAUCAUUAAAUGCAAGUUCUUUAGCUAGUUUUUCUUCAAAGCCAUUUUUAUCUUCAGUGGAAUCUUCGGUGACUGGUCCUAAGCAGACAUCUCCAUUAAUAAAAGGCAGUAUUUCUACUGCUCUGCCCACAACGACCAUAUCUUCACCUCAAGUUGCUUCUCAAAUCCCUACAAACACUUCUUCAAGUCCUUCUGUAACACACACAGUAUCUAUACCAGUGCAUUCUCUGAUUACUUCCCUGAAGCCCAAAGCUAUGGCAGAUGGCACUGUUGCCUCCAAAAGUCUUUAUAAAGUAGCCUCCGAUGCUCCCACUCUUCCAGUCAAUCCAACAAUCUCUCAUAUGUCUAUAGCAAGUAAAGCCUCAAAAGAAAAUAAAUACAUGAUGCACGCUGAUUCCUUUUCAGUGUCAGCCAUUUCUAAAAAGCCAAUGAAAUCCAUUAUGUCUACAGUCUUCCCUCUUAGGACACUGGUGUUACCUCCAAAUGCUACAUUAACAACCACUUCAGAAAUUACAGAGUACCCAAGCAGUUCACAUACAGAAUUGAAAACUGACACUGUGGCACAAAGUUCAGGCGCUUUUAUUCCUAAAGACCACUCUCUUACAAGGUCAUCAUCUUUAUUUACAAUCUUGUUAUCAACAUCAGUACCAUCUUAUAUAACAUCUCAUACUACAAGUUCUUCAUUGACUCCCAUAGUCAGUAGGACAUCAGCAUUAACACAAAAUAUAACUGCUACCCAAACAUCAGUUUCAUCUCUAGAUCUAGAUACACAAGGAACCUCAAAAAGUCCAGUUACAGACUUCCCAACUUCUGUAGAUUUUUCUACAUUCACUUUAAACAUAAGCCCUUCUACCAGCCUUUCAGCAGCGCUAAAAACGUCCACUGUAAUGCCCUCUUUACUAAUGCCUACAACUCCUGAAGCCACUUUAGAAAGCAAGUCCAGUAGGGUCUCUAUGUCUUCACCUCCUCCUAAGACCACUCGUAUCUCUACUGUUUCUCUAGGAAAACAGAGUUCUUCAGUAAGUUCUUCAGAAGAAGAUGGAACAAUAUCAGCCACAUCAGCUGGAAUCAUCACUCAAUCCACUACACCAAUGAUUGAGAACACAACAGUGAACACUACAUCCUUAAAAGCACCUUAUAUUUUUGCAAAACUACCACCUAGCUCUUCAGCCAGUUUAUUAGUUGCUUCUGGCACUACUGUAGCCUCUAGGAUUACUACAAAAACUACUGAUUCUUUUUUUGCCAAUUUGGAGCUUUAUAUGGCUUCAGCUUCAGUUCCUACCACCACAGAAACACCCAUGCAUGUAUCACACAAAUCUUUAUUUACAUCUGCAGCAACUCAAGCUUCACAGAGCACUAAAGAAACUCCAAAAAUUAUGAUCACAAAAACAACUGGUACUACAAGUCCAUUAUCACAGACAAAGAGUACCUCAUUUACAGCUUCAGAAGUUAAAUACUUGACCUCAUUUGGAAGAACUGUGGGUAUUUUAGAAAGUGGUCAGACUUCAUACGAGCAAAGAAAUGUUACCAAGAUACAGUCAACCACAACUGAGAAAUCUUCUCCAUCUUACCUGACAGUAUCUGCAGUUCACAGUUCACCUUUUUCAAGAAAUACUACCUCAGUAAAAAAUGUCUCUCUUUCUGGGGUCCCAGAUAUAACAAUAUCAGAUUGGUCCAAAAUCCCAACACAGAAAACCAUUAAACCCUAUUUCAGUUUAACAGAGUCCACAGAGCUGCAGACCAGAACUAUAAUAGAAUUAUCUCAUUCUAGUGGUGGAAUGGCUCUGCCUUCCUCUUCAGAGCCUGUGGAAACACAAACUUUUCUGGCAAGCACAGAAACAAUGACAGCUAUAGCUGACAAGGCUUCCUUUGGUACAAUGAUGCAUACGCUGAUAUCUACAUCUUCUGAAUGUGUGCCAAGAUACCUUGAACCUAUCGACAAAUGUAGCCAGUAUGUAUGUCUUAAUAUGGGUUGGAUGUUAUACAACCUUUCAAGGAACUGCCCUAAGGAUGUGCAGAAGCCAGACUGUGGUUUUCAAGGAAUGCCAGUUCAAGUUAACACUGAUAGUUGUUGCCCAGAAUGGGAAUGUCCAUGUCAAUGCUCUGUACUAUCCGAACUGAGUGUUAUUACAUUUGAUGGAAACAACAUAGCCCUCUGUAAUAUGGCUUCCUACAUUUUAGUCAAGCUACCAGGAGAAAUUAUUAUUGCUCAUAUUGAAAAAUGUCCUGCUAAUCAGAGUGCAAAUUCAAUAAGAGAACUAGUUCCCCCUGCAAGCACUUCAGGGCUCUGUUUUAAGAAAUUAAAUGUAACAACACGCACAAAUAAAUUACUUAUUAAUCGUUUAGCAAGAAAAGUAGUAGUGGAUUCUGUAAUUCAAUCAUUGCCAUUUUCAAAAGAAGGACUGAGUGUUCAGGAUACUGGUGCAAUGUAUGUUGUUAAUACCCCAGCUGGUAUUAGCAUCAAGUGGGCUCACGUUACAGGCAUCAUAGAUAUACAGUAUGGAUUACAGUCUAACACAUCGAUGAAAACAGAAGGACUCUGUGGGGUGUGUAAUGGAGACCCUACUGAUGACCUGAAAACACAAAACAGGACCAUAAUUACAAAUAUGGAGGAAAUGGAAAUGUUCAUUAAGAGUUGGGAAAUUGAGAAAUCACUUGAUGUAACAACCAGGAGGCCAGUAAGAAACUGUACUGAAGAUAACUGCACAUAUUGUAUGGAACUGUUAAACAGAAGUAUUUUCAUCCCAUGUCACAAGAAAGUGUCACCACAGGAGUUUUGUGAGAAGAUGUGGAUCAGCAGUACUUAUUUUUGGAAUUAUGAGUGUGAUGCACUUUCUGCAUAUGUGGCUUUAUGCAACAAACACAACAUCUGCAUUAAAUGGAGGACGCCUGACUACUGCUCAUUGAGUUGUCCUGAGGGCAAGGAAUACCAGCCUUGUGUGCAACCCUGUGAAGCCAAGACGUGCUUGAAUAAAUGGUUCUAUGAAGAUUCUCCCUGUUCCUAUUUAAGGGAAGACUGUGUGUGUAAAAAUGGCACUAUUCUGCAUAGAACAGACUCUGACCUCUGUAUACCAGAAGAAAAAUGUACAUGUACAGACAACAAAGGACAACCCCGCUUUGCUGGGGAGAUCUGGAAUGGAUCUGUGAGAGGCUGUUGCAUGUAUAACUGUUUAGCAAAUGGAAGCAUUGUUGCUGUAGAACCUGAAUGCAGUGAUGAUCCACCACCAGUCUGUGAAAGAGAAGGGGAAGUUAUUGUCCAUGUCAUCGAAGAGGGAGCUUGCUGUCCAAAGAAAGUUUGUGAAUGUAACAUGUCAUUGUGUGAUGCCAUUAUUCCAACAUGCAAACCCAAUGAAAAAUUAGUGGUAGGGUACCACCCCCUGUCCUGCUGUCCACAGUAUCGAUGUGAAUGUGAUCCUUCAGUUUGUUUCAAUGCUUCCCAGCUGGACUGCAGAGAAGAUCAAUUUAUUGUUGAAGCAAAACAGGAAGAUUCCUGUUGUUUCUCUUAUCUCUGUGUCUGUGAAUCCUGUAUUGAGCCCGUUCCCUUGUGUAAUGAAGGGGAAAUUCUCACUGUAGACCUUAAUACCAUACAUUACUGUUGUCCUCAUUACUACUGCGUUUGCGAUGAAAAUCUUUGUUCUGAGCCUCCUAUGAAUUGCACAGAUGACAUGACACUUGUGAAGGAAAAAAUACCUGGGCAGUGUUGUCCAGAAUGGCACUGUGAAUGUAGCUGUGAAAACACUACUAAACUGACCUGUAAAUUGGGAGAAGUUAAAAAAAUAGAUGAUAGUGUUUCCAGUGCUUGCGGAUGCACUCACUACAUUUGUGAGAAGGAUGAUGUGUGCAUCUUCCAAGAGGUCACGGUACUGAAUCCUGGACAAUCAGUGAUUCAGUACUUGGAUGGAGACAUUUGUUACACUGUACAGUGUUUACAAGACAAAGAUCAGAACACAGGAUACAAUGCCAUACAUUUUACAGUGGUGAACUGUUCCCAGCAAUGUGAAGAUCAUCAAAUAUAUAUUCCUUCCUCCAGUCACUAUACUUGUUGUGGUACCUGUCAAAAUGUGUCCUGCUCUUUUCAUACUGAGAAUGGAACACUAGUCGUGUAUGAGGAAGGAAGUACCUGGAGCUCCAACUGCACCAACUACAAGUGUGCAAAGACUGCUGCGGGGGCUAUCAUACUGGGAUCAAGUGUUGUCUGCCCCCCUUUUAACGACACUGAGUGUACAAAGAAUGGAGGAAUUGUGCAGACGUAUAAUGAUGGCUGCUGCAAGACUUGCAAAAAGGAAGAAAGGAUCUGCCAGAAAAUGACAAUCAGGACAACCAUAAGAAAAAAUGACUGUAUAAGUCAAAGCCCGAUAAAUGUGGCUUCUUGUGAUGGAAAAUGCCCAUCUGCAACGAUUUUCAGUGUCAAUAUUGAUAGCCAUUUAAGAUUCUGUAAAUGUUGUCGAGAAAUUGGAAAACGUAAUCUGACUGUGCCACUACGCUGUUCAGGAAAUGGCACUGAAAUUAUGUACAUCAUUCAAGAGCCGAUAGACUGCUCAUGCCAAUGGAACUAAACAGUACUGUGGAUGAUUCAGUCUGUGGAUUAUACUGUGGAUGAUUUAAUCUGAAAAAUUAAAAUUAGUUUCCUUUCACCAGACUCUUUUUUUGACCUUGGAUGGCUAUAGUACUCUGCAGGGGAGGGAAAAAAAAGAUGUCCUCAAUUAUGAUUGAUAAUGUAAUUUUUCACAGAUUUAGUGAAGACGAUGUUUGUUUUUCUUCAAAUUUUCUUUUUAAAUAUUGGCAUGUAUGGAAAUAAAAAUAUAAAUCCCUUUGAACGAGGUAUAAUUUAGCCAUCAACUAUAUCUACACAGUGGCUUUCCGAUGAGCUGUUGAAAGCUGGCUAAUGUCUGUGUUUCCAGUGUUUUAAAAUUUUGGAUUGUGGCUAGCUAUGAAGUUCAGAAUUUCUCAGUGGAUCUUUUCCUUUUACUUUGAAACUUCCAGUUGAGAACCAUCACUGGUCCCAUGUUUAAAUGGGAAAGAAGCACAUUGGGAUUUUGAGAAUGACUGAACUAAUUUAUUAAAAAAAUUGUGGGCUCAACUGAAACAUUUUUUAUCUUGCUGAAAAAUCUAUCUUUUGUCCAUUAAACUGUUGUCAGUGACUGGACUCUACUUACACUGUAAAUCACCGAGAAAUGCCACAACUAUGGUCUGUAAAUAUCUCUAGUGUAUCUCCGGAGCAUAUAGUAGAAUGGUAGUAACGUCUUUAAACAUCAGACAUUUAAUUUUUAUAUAUGUGAUAUAUGUGAAGCAUGACUAGGCAAAGGCUGAAGACUUCAAGUUUCUGUGCCUUUAUUAACAAUAUCUAAAAGCUGUUUCUGAUAUGAAGGAUUCUAUAUCAAAUUUUCAGUUUUCACAAAUAAAGAAUUGGCUGUCUACUAGCUGUAGAGAAAGAUUCUAUGUAUAUAUAUUUAUUAAAAAAAACAGGAUACUGCACACUUUAACUAUUCAUAAUGGGUUUCUUCAUUUUCCAGUUAGAAGAUUUGUGUUCAGUAUAUUUUUAUAAAAUACAUAAAAAUUGUUGUUUGUGGUUUUGUUUGGUUUGUUUUUUUUUUUUUUAAUACUGAGAUUUGGAUGAUUGACUGAAUUUAGGAUGCAUAAUUUUUGAGUCCAGGAAAAAAAUUCAGGUAAAAUAUAUAAUUUGAAGGAUUUAGCUGAGCUAUUCACGUUCAAUCAGGAUGUGAAAGUCCAUGAUUCAGCACCUUAAGCUGAAUAUGCUCUCCCUUUUAUUAAACAUACUACAUAAUCUAUUUUAAAAACUAAGGUUACAAUUUUAGGCUUGUUUUUAGAAGAUUGCUUUAUAAAUUCACUGAUGAAACUGGUUUAAAUGAUGACAGUAUUUUCCUUAUCAUGGAAAUUGUUUCAGAAUUAAAAUACUUGUCUAAGAGUCUGAAAACUUUUUGACAAACAGUUUUUAUUUCAAGCAGUCAUCAUUUAAUUACAAAAAGAUUGGAUUAUCACAUUGGUUUAUACAAUGAAAAAUAAGCAAUAUAAAAUUAAAAAAACUUACAAUCCAAGGCUACUUUGCUACUUUGUGUGAAAUACCUUUAAAUGUUUGCUGUAUCUAGUUUGAAGGCUUAUAAAUAGCGUAUACAGUGAAAUCUGUCUUUACUAACAAGACUGUCAUCUACUCAUACAUCUCUUUAAAAAUACUGACAUGGUUUAAAAAUUAAAGAACAAUCCAUUGUAUUAUCAGUAAACUAUUUAACCACUAUAAAGAAAUAGUGAUCACCUAGCAAUCAAAGCGCUGUUUUGAGAAAGCAUAUGCUCCAUUUGCACGUUUUUAUGACUUGUAUGGCAGAUAUUUCAAGUUGUCUUAUAUAUUAGGGCCUAGAAUCAAAAUAUUCUGAUAUUGCUGUUGGAAUUUGUGUACAGAACGUUUUCAUGCAAGCCAGAAAUGGAAAUUAAAUCAUAGCCAUAGCUGUAAAGUUUAUGUACUUGUACAGCAAAUUAAAAAGACAACUUUUAAAAGAAAAAUACAUCCUUAAGGCCUUUUGAUUUAUUAACAUAGAGAUAGGAAUUCUAUAUUUGCAUCAAGAGGGUUUGGCUGAAAACUUCAUCAAUUUAGCAUCUGAUAAAUUACUUACAGAAGCUCCUACAAGAUAGCAUUUUUCCAUAUAAUGACCAAACACUUGAUGUGUUUUGAUUAAACAGCUAUGCUUUUUAUAAGCAAUGUGCUUUUCUAAGAUUUCGAAUGGUAUUUGUAA
Messenger RNA from Tyto alba (common barn owl), 13235 nucleotides. RefSeq names its product otogelin like (gene OTOGL). Gene Ontology annotation, cellular component: extracellular matrix. The transcript has 58 exons. Bases 1239 to 11045 code for a protein of 3268 amino acids. NCBI's taxonomy places the organism in Eukaryota, Metazoa, Chordata, Aves, Strigiformes, Tytonidae. The record is from RefSeq and is a predicted model, not a curated record. Gene Ontology annotation, molecular function: protein binding; alpha-L-arabinofuranosidase activity. Gene Ontology annotation, biological process: L-arabinose metabolic process.